GUGGGAGUGCAAAAGGAAAGGGCAGAGCGUGCCUCAGGCCGGGUGCAAAAGCCAGGGCUUGGUUGCAUUGGCUGCUUUGCAAUCGUUUCCCAGGGAAGCAAGAUGCAAACAAUGAACAGGCUGCAUCUUCUGCUCUGACCUCUCUUGAACUGCUUUGGCUCCAAGGUAGUGGAUCCUGGGAGUUGUAGUUCGGCCGGAAAGGCUCCAGACCUUGGGAAACUACAACUCCCGGCAGCCAUUCCACAAUGUAGGAGAGGCGUCUGAAGCCCUGGCCAAGCGUGGAUGGCUGUUCCUGCUGGGACUUGGCUUUGCGGGAUCCAUGAAGGCCUCGGCCGAGCUGGGCAUUGCCGCCCUCCAGUUCCAGCGCCAGGCGAGAGGCCCCCGGGUCAAGGCCAAGGCCUCCUUCGUGGACGAGACCCUCUUUGGCAGCUCCGCGGGGCGUCAGGUCCCGGCCGUGGAGUUUGACCCUCCCUGGGCGGAGAGCACAGCCCCUUCCCCGAGACCCUUACUGUGGAGCCCCGAGGUGGGUGCCAGCCCCGCCAAGGGCCCUCCGUCCGCUGGCACCCCAAGAAAGAGAAAUAAAUACAGGCUGAAAAGUCACACUCCAUCCUAUUGCGACGAGACUCUCUUUGGACCCAAACCCGGGGAGCAGGAAUGGGCCGCCUCUUGGAUGUCCGGCAGCGACGUGGCCAAGCUUUGCCCGCUACUUUUGACGCCGCCUUCCGCCUUGAGAGACCGGCUUGCCCUGUCCCCUCGCCCAAAGGCGACGCCGCUGAGAGCCGUCCACCAGGAAAAGGGGAAAGAAGGCGCCGGAGCCCUGCGCAGAAGGGAAGAUGCUUUCCGGAGACCCCAAGAGAGCGGUUCGGACAGGACCAACCAGGCUGACCUGAGGAGAAGACGCUCGUGUUCCCUUACCCGGCUGUGUAGUGCUUCGGAUCGGGCUCCGCCUUUGGCGAAUAACCCAAGGACAAGUACGCGGCAGGAUCGAGCCCUUCUGGUUCCCUCCACGGGGUCUUUUGCGAGACCAUGUUCGCAGGGUUUCUCCGUAUCUACCAAGGCAACACGGUCGAGCGACUCCUGUAAACCCAAACCUCCUUGGAAGUAAGAUGGCUAAGGAAAUGACCACCCAAUGUUGGGGUCUCUAUGGAGUAGUUGUGCUAGGUGUCAUUCCCAUUUGUAGACUUUGCCUUCUUUCCUUGGUGCACAUGAUGUGGGGUAGACGGAGGUGUGUUCAUACUGUGCAAUUAUAGCAGUUUGAUGCCAUUUUAGCUACCUUGGUCCCAUCCCAUCAUUGAAUAAUAUUUGCAACUGUCUUCCCGCCCCAGGAAGAGGUUUUAGAUGUACAUGUGUGCCUUCAACUCACUUAUAGACUUAUUGUGACCUUAUCUCCAGCAAGGAAUUUUCAAGAGGCGGCUUUGCCACUUCCUUCCUGUGAAAGAGGGCCUACAACACUUAGGAUUCAUUGAUGGCAUCCCAUCCAAGUCCUAACCAUGGCUGAGCGGGCUUUGCUUCAAGAUCAGGCGGCAUCUGAUGCCUUUAGAGUUUUUCCAAUGUUAUCUCGAGUAGAGGUGGGUGAGAAAUAAAAUAGUAAUAGUAAUAAUAAUAAACCAAUCUGAUUAUACUGAAAAUAUCUGAGGAUGAGCCCAAUGUGUCUAGAUCGCCAAAAUAAAAUCGGAAAGAACAGGC
Molecule: messenger RNA, 1686 nt
Organism: Anolis carolinensis (green anole)
Lineage: Eukaryota; Metazoa; Chordata; Lepidosauria; Squamata; Anolidae
Gene: rita1
Product: RBPJ interacting and tubulin associated 1
Exons: 3
Coding region: 320-1105 (261 amino acids)
Biological process (GO): nuclear export; Notch signaling pathway
Molecular function (GO): tubulin binding
Source: RefSeq, a predicted model, not a curated record